Messenger RNA from Lynx canadensis (Canada lynx), 1539 nucleotides. RefSeq names its product NK2 homeobox 2 (gene NKX2-2). The coding region runs from base 37 to 858 and encodes 273 amino acids. Gene Ontology annotation, cellular component: nucleus. NCBI's taxonomy places the organism in Eukaryota, Metazoa, Chordata, Mammalia, Carnivora, Felidae. The record is from RefSeq and is a predicted model, not a curated record. The transcript is spliced from 2 exons. Gene Ontology annotation, biological process: regulation of transcription by RNA polymerase II; cell differentiation. Gene Ontology annotation, molecular function: RNA polymerase II cis-regulatory region sequence-specific DNA binding; DNA-binding transcription factor activity, RNA polymerase II-specific.
UACAACUUUGCUGCAUAAAUUGCGGGGUCCUGAGCCAUGUCGCUGACCAACACAAAGACGGGGUUUUCGGUCAAGGACAUCUUGGACCUGCCGGACACCAACGAUGAGGAGGGCUCGGUGGCCGAAGGGCCAGAGGAGGAGAGCGAGGGGCCGGAGCCCUCCAAGAGGGCCGGGCCGCUGGGGCAGGGCACCCUGGACACGGUGCAGAGCCUGCCCCUGAAGAACCCCUUCUACGACAGCAGCGACAACCCAUAUACGCGCUGGCUGGCCAGCACCGAGGGCCUCCAGUACUCCCUGCAUGGGCUGGCGGCCGGCGCGGCGCCCCAGGACUCAAGCUCCAAGUCCCCGGAGCCCUCGGCCGACGAGUCACCGGACAAUGACAAGGAGACCCCGGGCGGCGGGGGGGACGCGGGCAAGAAGCGGAAGCGGCGGGUGCUCUUCUCCAAGGCGCAGACCUAUGAGCUGGAACGGCGCUUCCGGCAGCAGCGGUACCUGUCCGCGCCCGAGCGCGAGCACCUGGCCAGCCUCAUCCGCCUCACGCCCACGCAGGUCAAGAUCUGGUUCCAGAACCACCGCUACAAGAUGAAGCGCGCCCGGGCGGAGAAAGGUAUGGAGGUGACACCCCUGCCCUCGCCGCGCCGGGUGGCCGUGCCCGUUUUGGUCAGGGACGGCAAACCGUGCCACGCGCUCAAAGCCCAGGACCUGGCAGCCGCCACUUUCCAGGCGGGCAUCCCCUUUUCGGCCUACAGCGCGCAGUCUCUGCAGCACAUGCAGUACAACGCCCAGUACAGCUCGGCCAGCACCCCCCAGUACCCGACAGCACACCCCCUUGUCCAGGCCCAGCAGUGGACUUGGUGAGCGCCGCCCCUCCGAGACUCGCGGCCCUAGGCCCAGGCCCCACCCCGGCGGCGGCGGCGAGGAGGACUCGGUCCUUACGGUGGUUAUUAUUAUUAUUAUUAUAACUAUUAUUCUGGAGUCGAGCUGACUCUUGGCUCCGUUGGGGAGGCGCCGGGAGGUUGCCUGAGACUCCCUGGAGUGGCAGAUUCCAUCCACGCAGCUCUGCCCCAUCCCUCUCUCUUUCGGAACCUUUGGAGAGGGCUGAACUCUAAGCCCUGUUUACAGAAUGUUUGCGCAGCUUCGCUUCUUUGCCUCCCCCCGGGGGGGGGGGGGGACCAAAUCGUCCCAGCGAUAGCGUCCUCACUUGAGAACGAGAAAAAGACCAACACAUCCCCCUCCCCGCUUUUGUGAAUUUUGUAAAAUAUGUUUGUGUGAGUAGCGAUAUUGUCAGCCGUCUUCUAAAGCAAGUGGAGAACACUUUAAAAAUAUAGAGAAUUUUUUCCUCCUUUUUUUUUUUAUAAGAAAAUGCUAAAUAUUUAUGGCCAUGUAAACGUUCUCACAACUGGUGGCAGAUUUCGCUUUUCGUUGUAAAUAUCGGUGGUGAGUGUUGCCAAAAUGAUCUUCAGUGCGGGCCUGUUCUCCCUCGGGGCCCAUCUCCUUUCUUUGUGGUUUGUUUUUGGUUUGCUUCUGUUUGGUUACUCC